UGUAAUUACGUUGAUUCUUCCAUGGUAGGUGCCCCACUGGUUCGACGGUCAACCAUGGUAGCAGAUCUUGACCCUUCGCCCUCGAUACUACUGUCAGCACAUUUAGUAUAAAUCAUCGCGCAAACCUUCACAUCUCAGUCUACUCAACACUACGAAUAGCCUUCUCGACUGAAUAGCCCUCCAUGACACCAGACCGUAAACCUCAGGCUGGCAAAGCCCCGAAUUUCUUAACGAUGAGUUUCGACAUGGUUACAAUACGCGUUGGAGACCCAAAGGAGGCAGUGAGCAUUCCGGUCUACUGCGAUGUCCUCACUGCAGUGUCACCCUACUUCCUAGGCGCAUUCGAAGGCUGUUUCAAAGAGGCGAUCGAUCGCACUAUUUCCUUAACCGACGUCUCUGAGCAGACAUUUCGCAUAUUCCUUCGAUGGGCACAUAUGCAGACGGAUCAACAAUCAACUAGCGUCUCGAUACCUACCCCUCAGGUGCUUCUCUGCCAAACCAAAAUUCUCCCAUACCGCCCUACAAACCUCGAGAGUGCCUUUACAAACUCCACUUCGCAUAUAGACACAGUGGAUGAUGGCGUUCAAAGCGAUAGCAAUAGCGACAGCAAGAAGGACCUUCAGCUGAACGGCGGCUUAAGGCCCCAUGGCGCAGUAAUGUUUGCUUGUGACGAAGACCACUACCACCUUAAAGCAACGGACGAGCUAUACUCUGAGGAUGUCGAGUCGGUUGUAAAUUAUCGAUCCAUGAUGAUCGCUUACCUACGCCUGUACAUCUUUGCAGACAAGUACAACAUCCACCAACUACGCGACGACAUCAUGACCAGCUUGCUAAGCCAAACCUUCGCCGGGAACUGGUGGCCUGAGACUGAUGAUGUCGUGAUUGCUUUCGCGUACGACAACCUGCCCAAGUCUUCGACGUUCCUGCGGUUUCAGAUACUCUCAGCGGCCUUCUUGUGGCUGUCGGAACCGAGUGGGGAUUGUGCCACCAAGAUGCAGGCGAUGCAGGCUAUGAAUCCAGACUUCGCAUUUGAGGUCAGUCUUGCCCAGGCACAGCGACUCCAGAACCACUUUUCUGGUGCAGGAGGGAUCCCAUUCAAAUUUGAAGACUGCAUACCCAAUUCGUGUGUCUUUCAUGAGCAUCUUGUGUAUGACAAGGAUCAGUGUCGGAAGCGUAUUGUCAAUAGCGCGCACAUCUUCACGUCCAUUAUAGACGCAUGCGUCCAGGACGGUCUGGCCAUGUCUACAGCGCAAGUCGAGGACUGAUACGGGAAUAGCCUCAAAUGCUGGUAUAGACUCGUUGACGAGGCUUCGAAUUGAGUUCAACUAGUAGGAUGCGUGAGUUUGGGUUCAGUCGUGCACGAGCGAAAGACACACGGGGCAGAAUAUAUGGUGCCUGCAUCGCGGCAUGGAUAUGCGACAGCACUAGUGUACGCGCGAGUGAAGAUCAACACAUUUAUGGAAAUGCCUGCAUCAAGUCCAGGUGGACCCAGGCAGAGAAGUGCCAGGGGGCGGUCAGAAUUUAUCUUAGCGGU
Messenger RNA from Cucurbitaria berberidis CBS 394.84, 1534 nucleotides. RefSeq lists its product as uncharacterized. The transcript is spliced from 2 exons. Bases 183 to 1265 code for a protein of 360 amino acids. Gene Ontology annotation, molecular function: protein binding. The record is from RefSeq and is a predicted model, not a curated record. Lineage: Eukaryota; Fungi; Ascomycota; Dothideomycetes; Pleosporales; Cucurbitariaceae.